This is a messenger RNA of Emericellopsis cladophorae, 840 nucleotides long. RefSeq lists its product as uncharacterized. The transcript has 2 exons. Lineage: Eukaryota; Fungi; Ascomycota; Sordariomycetes; Hypocreales; Bionectriaceae. The record is from RefSeq and is a predicted model, not a curated record. Gene Ontology annotation, cellular component: cytoskeleton. Gene Ontology annotation, molecular function: actin filament binding. Bases 1 to 840 code for a protein of 279 amino acids.
AUGUAUUCGGUGCAAACGACGCAGACAGCGGCGCAGGCCGACAGCCAGGGCCAAGGGCAGGUCAAAAAGACCCCCUUGGAGCUAAACUGCCAAGGAACACCUCUGCCUGGCAUCCCGAAGCAUCCUACCUUUGCUGCCCAGAGACAAUGGCUCCUUGAGCAGAUGGCCCUUGCCUUUCGCUGCUUCGCACGCAAGGACUACACAGAUGGCAUGGCAGGUCACAUCUCCAAUCCCCUUGCUGUUCACUUUGGCCUGCUCAAGGCGAGUGAUAUGAUUCUCGUGGACUAUAGCGGCGUGCCCGUCGGGGGCAACAUGAGCAGACCAGCCAACGCCGCCGGCUUCCUCAUCCACAGUGCCGUGCACAAGGCACGACCCGACGUGACCGUCGCCGCCCACACACACAGCCCCCACGGCAUGGCGUGGAGCGCCUUUGGUCGCCCGGUCGAGAUGCUCACGCAGGACGCCGCGUAUCUCUAUGGUGACGCCCAGGCCGUCUACAAGGACUUUGGCGGCGUGGUCCUCAACGAGGAGGAGGGCCGGCGCGUGGCAGCGGCGCUGGGUCCGCGUGGAAAAGCCAUGAUCAUGCAAAACCACGGGUUGUUGACGGUGGGCUCCACAGUCGAGGAGGCGUGCUUCCUCAUGACGCUGCUAGAGAGGGCUUGUCAGGUGCAGUUGCUUGCCGAGGCAGCGGCGGCGAACGGGUUGCCCAAGAUCCUCAUCGCAGAGGAGAGUGCCCGUUAUACGUUUGACAACUCGAGUGAUGCGGAGACGCUGUACUGGGAGGGACAGCCUGAUUUGCAGUAUGAAGAGUAUAUGGCCAAGGGGGAGCACAAGGGGUGA